Molecule: messenger RNA, 1101 nt
Organism: Homarus americanus (American lobster)
Lineage: Eukaryota; Metazoa; Arthropoda; Malacostraca; Decapoda; Nephropidae
Product: vegetative cell wall protein gp1-like
Exons: 1
Coding region: 1-1101 (366 amino acids)
Source: RefSeq, a predicted model, not a curated record
AUGGGGCCAGUAAUAGAAUGGCCUCCGUCGCCACCAAUCCAACAAUGGGAGCAAAUUCCCCGAUUCAGUCACGAUUCUAAAUCCUGGAAUGGGAAUGUUAGGUGUCACCCUCGCCUGGUGUCACCUUCACCUGGUGUCACCACCUCCCCUGGUGUCACCCUCCCUGGUGUCACCUCCACCUGGUGUCACCCUCCUGGUGUCACCCUCGCCUGGUAUCCCUCCUGGUGUCACCCCUCGCCUGGUGUCACCCUCCUGGUGUCACCUUCCCUGGUGUCACCCUCGCCCAGGUGUCACCUCCUGGUGCUCCCCUCCCUGGUGUCACCUCGCCUGGUGUCACCCUCCCUGGUGUCACCCUCCCUGGUGUCACCCUCCUGGUGUCACCUCGCCUGGUGUCACCCCCUGGUGUCACCCUCCUGUGAUACCCUCCCUGGUGUCACCCUCCUGGUGUCACCCUCCCGUGUCACCCCCCUGGUGUCACCCUCCCCUGGUAUCCCUCUGGUGUCACCCUCGCCUGGUGUCCUCCCUUGUCCUGCCUUCCUGUUGCCUCCCCUGGUGUCACCCUCCCUGGUGUGCCACUCUGUUAUCACCCCUCGCCUGGUGUCACCCUCCCCUGGUGUCACCCCUCCUGGUGUCACCCUCCUGGUGUCACCCUCGCCUGGUGUCCCCUCGCCUGGUGUCACCCUCGCCUGGUGUACCCCUCCUGAGUGUCACCCUCGCCUGGUGUCACCCUCGCCUGUGUCACCCUCGCCUGGUGUCACCCUCCUGGUGUCACCCUCCCUGGUGUCACCCUCGCCUGGUGUCACCUCGCCUGGUGUCACCCUCGCCUGGUGUCACCCCUCCCUGGUGUCCCUCCCUGUGUCACCCUCCCUUGGUGUCACCUCCUGGUCACCUCGCCUGGUGUCACCCCUCCUGGUGUCACCUUCCCUGGUGUCACCCCUCCCCUGGUGUCACCCUCCCCUGGUGUCACCUCCCCUAGUGUCACCCUCGCCUGGUGCCUCGCCUGGUGUCACCCUCGCCUGGUGUGUCACACCCUCCCGGUGUCACCCUCGCCUGAGCCUGCCUCGCCUGUGUCACCCUCGCCUGGUGUCACCCCUCCCCUGA